Ectocarpus sp. CCAP 1310/34 is the source of this 8292-nucleotide messenger RNA. The record is from the annotation of a GenBank genome assembly. NCBI's taxonomy places the organism in Eukaryota, Phaeophyceae, Ectocarpales, Ectocarpaceae.
AUGGCCGGGAUCUGGAUCUCCGCCAUAGGCGCCGUCGUGGGCAGCACCGUGGCCGUGCUCGUCGCGAGGGCAUCUGUGGGGACUUGCCUCGGCUGCCUCGCGGGCGUGUUCCUUGUGCUGGUCGACGACCGUUCGUUGUUUCGGUCUCAGGCGGCGGUGUCCCUGCUGUUCGGCGCGCUCAUCGCCGUCGGAGUCGCGUUCUCCUGGCACCAGGGCCACGCCUCGGGCGCCAUCUCGCCGGUGGCGUUCCUACAGCGCUGGUGCGGGCUUUGCGGCGGCGUCAACCCUUAUGCGCGCGUCGCUGGCGAGGACGGCGGUGCGUCCGCCGCCGCCGCCGCGCCGGGAGGCCGGGGUAGGGUGGGCGCGGCGGCUAGGGGGAAGAGGACCACCUGGACGUACCCGGACAACCAUAACUCGUGGAACUACUUUGACACGGACGCGCUUCCGCACGGGCUUAGGAUCAACGCGGAGUCGGCUCUGUCCUGCGCCGACGAGCUGGCGAACUCAUUCGGGUUCCAGGACGAUAACGUCAGGAACCAGGUCGAGCACCUCAUGACGCUCCUGGCUAACCACCGCCGCUACGCCACCUCGAUGCCCACCCUGACGCUGCGUGGGGCGUUGGUGCCCCACAAGACCGCCAUCCACAGCCUCCACGCCAAGCUGUUCCGCAACUACCGGGACUGGUGCGAGUCGAUGAGGAUCGCGCCUUGCUUCAUGCCUCACCCUCCCCCGAACGACGGCUACGGGGGCGGUCACGGGGACAGCGGCAGGGACAAGCUAGAGGAGGACGCUCUGAUGAUGGACCUGAUGCUGUGGCUGUGCAUGUGGGGCGAGGCGGGCAACCUGCGGCACAUGCCGGAGUGUCUCUGUUUCCUGUUCCACAAGAUGAUGCAGCACAACAUCGCGAUGAAGCAAGGCGGGGGGGACACGCCCAACCUGUACGGCGGCUACUUCCUCGACCACGUCGUGACCCCCAUCUACGAGGUGAUCACCCGCAAAAAGAAACGCGACGAUAGGACUGACCACCAGAACAAGCUCAACUACGACGACUUGAACGAGUUCUUCUGGACGCCGACCUGCCUCAUCUUCUCGUACCGCAGCGACGACGUCGCGGGGGCGGCGGCGGAGGCGGAGGAGGAAGGUUCCGCGGCUGGCGGCGGCUUCCGCGGCGCCGGCGGGGCGGGGGGCUCCGCGGUGCUCCCGGUCGCCGUCGGCAUGGAGGACGCGCCCAAGACGUUCGUGGAGAAGAGGAGCAUGCUGUCGACGGUGCUGUGCUUCCACCGCGUGCUGGAGUUCCACAUCCUGACUUUCCAGAUGUGCGCCGUGGUGGCGUUCGCGAACAUGAUGGUGUGGGACAAGCCGUACUUCCUCCAGAUGGCGUCGAGCGUAUUCUGGUCGGCGAAUUUCCUGGGCAUCGUGUGGACGAUCCUCGAGGUGUGGCAGGCGUUUCCGGGCAUCCAGAUGACGGGAACGGCCAAGGGCGGGCUCCUCGUGCGCCUGGGCCUCCGCUUCCUGGUGCUCGUGUACCAGAGCCUGUACUUCAUGUGGUCGACGCAGCGGAUUCCGGUGGAGCGGACGGGGAUGCAGGCCCAGGGAGGGUACGUGUUCUGGUGGUGGCAGUACCUGUGGCUGUCUUUCCUGGCCAUGGUGCCGUACGCGCUCGAGUGCUUCCAGCAGGUGUUCCCGCCGAUCGCGACGUGGCUGUGCAACUGCGACAGCGACUACCUGCAGGCGCUGCUCAACAUCUGCUACCCCCUGAGCCGCGUGUACGUGGGCAAGCGGGUAGACGAGCCGGUGGGCAAAGCGUUCAAGUACAUCUUCUUCUGGGGCACCCUCCUCGCGUGGAAGAUCUACUUCUCCUACAAGUACGAGGUGCUCAUCCUCGUCCUCCCCUCCGUCGAGCUCUACGACGACUACGUGAACUACCCCGAGACCUCCUAUUGGGGCAUGUUCUUCCUCAUCCUGCUCCGGUGGGUGCCCCAGAUGUUCAUCUACCUCAUCGACACCUCCAUCUGGUUCGCCUGCUGGACCGCCAUGACCGGGAGCAUCGUGGGUUUCCAGGAACGCAUUGGGGAGGUGCGCGACUUCCCCUCCAUCCGCAAGAUGUUCAUGCAGAUCCCCGCCGAGUUCUGCUCUAAGGUAAUCUGCGCCGGCGUCUCUUCCCGCGACCCCUCCACGCUCGACUUCUCCCUCUCUAGCGCCGGCGGAGGUGGCAUGGCCGGAGGAGACGGGGCCGGCAUGGCCGAGGCAGGGGCGGCGGGGAGGGCGGGUCUCACCGGGGAGCCGUUGCUGACGGAGGCUAGUCGACUGCUCGCGGCGGGCGUGGCGGGCGCCAAGCCCGGCGCAACCAUCGAUGACAGUUAUGAGUGGGACGGGGGAACUUCAGAGUUCUGCAGGUAUCGCCUUACCAGCAGGACCGUAGGCGUGCGGACGAAGUUUGUGUGGCUCUGUUUGUGGUGUACGGUUUCGGAAGGCAUCAACGGCCGCGAGUCGGCUGGUCAGUUGGAUGAAGACAACCUCCCUGUCGAUCGUCGCAACGUUUCGGCUUCUCUCCUCUGGACGGUGACGACGGUCGGCGGCGGAUCAACAGCGGCGAGCGUGCCCAAUGGCCGCCGGCAGAACAACCACCCCCGGGAGUUCGUGAGGGAGUUCCUGGACCUCCGCACACAGAAGUGGGCGACCUUCGCCGCUGUGUGGAACGAGGUGAUCAACAACAUGCGCUACAGCGACGUCAUCAGUAACGCGGAGCAGGGUAUCCUCAAGUUCCACUCCUUCGCGGGCUUCGCCAAGCCGGUGUACCUGCCAAUCUUCCAGACAGCGGGAAGCGUGGAGCUGGCGCUGAGCAUGUUCGACGAGCACGUGGCGCUGUACGAGUCGGAGGAGGACCUCGCGAGACGGAUGCAGCACGAGUCGGCCCUUCGCCGCGCCAUCUCGACGGACGUGACCGUUGCGGAAGCCCUGAGCGAGGUGUGGGAGCUGGGCAUCUGGCUCAUGCGGCAGCUGCUGGGGCCUCAGCACGGGAACGACAUGGCACGGACGGUGCAGGUGUUCAACCAGUUCAUCAACGGAGGUAAGGCCAUGCAUCAUCUCAAGCUUAGGAACCUCAAGUCCAUCGUGGCGGACACGACGGCUAUCGUGUCCUCGCUCCACCACGCCUUGCCGAAGCGCAAGGCGUCGCCUCUGCCCAAGGACGGAGGGGGAAAUGCGGGCCCCGGCGCGGGGUCAGGCUUCGGCCAGGGGCUGGGCAAGAAGACGCGGGCCGGCGGCAUGACCAAGAGCGUGAGCACGAGCGGGCUGUCUUCGCUCACCAGCGGCGGCGCCGGAGGCGGAGGCGGGGGAGGCGUCUCAAGCGGCAUGGCCACGGAAGGGCGGCGGCAGGGGAUGGUCGGGGCCCACAGUAGCUCCGCCUUCGGCACGGCGGACAAGACGAGGGACGCUGUGAGGGACAAGCUCAGGCCCUUGCUGAACAACGUCCGGAACAUGCUCAAAGGCGCCGACGAGAGGGGCACGGAGAUCUCGGUAAAGUUGUCCUCCAUGGCCAACCAGAGCACGGGGUUCAUGUGGGACGACGCUUACGCUAGCCAGCGGCUCGACCGCAUGGCGCAGGACAAGACCACCCUCUCCAUCCUCGAGAAGCUGCACGGGCUCUUGGGCAUCGACCGCAACGACGCGGAGCCGCACUCGGUGGAAGCACGGCGACGCCUGGCCUUCUUCACGAACUCCCUGUUCAUGGACAUGCCGAGGGCCCCCCCGGUGCAGGACAUGAUGAGCUGGUCGUGCAUGACUCCCUUCUACUCGGAGGACGUGGUGUACAGCCGCGGAGACCUUGACCAGAAGAACGAGGACGGGCUGACCACGCUCAUGUACCUUCAGGCGCUGUACAAGCACGACUGGCGCAACUUCAUGGAGCGCAGGGGCAUCACGAGCGAGCAGCAGGCGAUGAGCAAGAAGCACAUCGAGGCGACGAGACUGUGGGCCUCCUUCCGCGCCCAGACGCUCGCACGGACCGUGGAGGGCAUAAUGUACUACGAGGCCGCGCUGCGCCUGCUCGCCCGCCUGGAGAGAGUCAAGGAGGAACAGCUCGAGGAGCUGGUGGUGCAGAAGUUCCAGUACGUGGUGGCCUGUCAGGUGUACGGUCGUAUGAAGAAGAACCAGGACCCUAAGGCGGACGACAUCGAGAUCCUCCUCAAGCGCUUCCCGAACCUUCGCGUUGCCUACAUCGACGAGGUUCGCGUGUCCCGGGACUCUACGUCUUCUGCCCAAGAGUACUUCUCCGUGCUCAUCAAGGCGCACGACCAGAGGGGGCAAGGAGACGCGGACGGCAGCAAGAGGGGCGGCGGUGGUGCUGGCGGGAGGGACGACGGCAUCCAGGAGGUGUACCGCGUGAAGCUGCCGGGCAACCCGGUGGUCGGGGAGGGCAAGCCCGAGAACCAGAACCACGCCAUGAUCUUCACGAGGGGGGAGCACCUGCAGGCCAUCGACAUGAACCAGGAAGGCUACUUCGAGGAGGCCCUGAAGAUGCGCUGCCUUCUGGAGGAGUUCCGAGGGGGUACCGCCCGCCGCCCCGCCGUGGUCGUCGGGUUCCGCGAGCACAUCUUCACCGGGAGCGUCAGCUCGCUGGCCAACUACAUGGCCCUGCAGGAGCUGUCGUUCGUGACCCUGGGGCAGAGGGUGCUCAACAACCCGCUCAGGGUCCGCAUGCACUACGGCCACCCCGACCUGUUCGACAAGGUGUUCUUCAUGACGGCAGGCGGUGUGAGCAAGGCGUCCAGGGGCAUCAACCUAUCUGAGGACAUCUUCGCCGGGUACAACGGCACCAUCCGGGGAGGGCAGAUCUUCUUCAAGGAGUACGUCCAGGUGGGCAAGGGCCGCGACGUGGGCAUGCAGCAGAUCUACAAGUUCGAGGCCAAGCUGUCCCAGGGCGCCGCGGAACAGACCCUAUCCCGCGACGUGAACCGCCUUGGCGAUCGCCUCGACUUCUUCCGCCUCCUGUCAUUCUACUUCGGCGGCCUCGGCUACUACGUGGGCAACUUCAUCACGGUGCUGACGGUUACCUUCGUGGUGUACUUCGUUCUCGCCCUGGCCGUGUUCGACGAGGAGUCCAUCGGGGACCGCAAACUUAUCCCGGAGGGAAACCUGCAAGUCCGUCGGCUGUCCACAUCUGCUGCCCCUGGCGCUCUAUCCAUGAAGUACAUGCACCAACUCGCGUUGAUGAUGCUCGCGGGUAUGGGCCUGCUCAACACGAUGCCCAUGCUGGCCACGCUCACGGUCGAGAAGGGUCUCCUCGUCGCUCUCGGAGAGGUCCUGCAGGUCUUCUUGAGCGGCGGACCCAUGUACUUCAUGUUCCACAUCCAGACGCGGGCGCACUACUUCUACCAGACGCUGCUGGCGGGCGGGGCGCAGUACCGCGCCACGGGGAGGGGCUUCGUGACUCACCACUCGUGCUUCGACGACCUCUACCGGUUCUUCGCCAACUCGCACUUCUACCUCGGAUUCGAGCUCAUGGUGGCGUUGAUCGUGACCGCCGCCAUGACCAGCUCCAAGCAGUACCUGGGCAUGACCUGGUCGCUGUGGCUGGCCUGCCUCAGCUUCCUCUUCGCCCCCUUCUGGUUCAACCCGCUGUCCUUCCACUGGGGCAAGGUUGUCCAGGACUACAAGAUUUGGAUGCGCUGGAUGACAGGGACGGGCGGCAACAGCUCCAACAGCUGGGAGGGCCUCGUCCGGCCGCUCAUCUACGUCGUGAUCGGCUACGGCGUCGGGGGUCCGCAGCUGCUGGGGCUCGACCACAAGGAGCUCAAGGUGGUGGCGAAGCUGGCCGCGCUCGCCUUGGCUCUCAUGGCGGCGUCGAUGCUCACGCAGCACUACGGGAACAGGCUGACCCCCUGGAUCCGUCGUUCCUCGACGAUCCUCAUCACCACCUUCGCGGUCGUGUACGGCAUCUACCUGCUACUGGCGCACACCAAGUACACCAAGGUGGCCGUGGGCCUCUACUACGUGGCGGCGGCGGGGUCAACCGUGGGGCUCCUGAUGGGGUACAAGUUCGCGCGCUUCACGUGGCACAUCCACGACUUCGUCAUCGGCCACCUCCUCUUCAUCAUCCUCUUCCUGCUGUCGGCUUUGAAGUUCCCCAGCUUGGUGCAGACGUGGCUCUUGUUCCACAACGCUCUGUCGGAGGGUGUGGUUAUUGACGACAUCCUCAAGUACGCUCGCAUGAACAAGGAGCUUGCCGGUGUGGACGAAGACUCCCUCGAAUCCAGCUCGGAGUUGAAGAAGAUCGUGGAGGCCCAGGCGGCCGAGCUCGAGCUUCUCAAGCAGAGGAUCAUGUCGGGGGGAGGAGGAGCGUUCAUUGGCAUCAACGGCAGCCCGCACCAGCAACAGCAGGGAGGCAGCGGCGGCGGCGGCGUUGGAGCCGGCAACGAGGAGUGCAUGGCUGGGUCGGUCUACUCGACGGAUUCGGGCGGCUACAGCUACAUGAUGCAGCCUCUGGGAGGAGACGGGCCUGAUGCGGUUCCCAACCGGGCGGAGAUGAUGCACCCCAGCAACAGCUCCCUCAACUUGGCGGACAUGGCCAACGCUAGGGCUUCAACCACGGAGCCUCCCCCGAGCCAAGCCUUCCAGUUCAGCUCUCCCGUGUCUAUGCCGCCCCGCUAGAGGGAGUCUGAAGGCCAUGCGCCGCACGUAGCGCUCGCUGAGUAUCUUGGGGCACUUGUUGAGGACGGGCGAGGUGUGGUCGUUAUCAGCGGAGAGCGGUGUCGCAGAAACAGGGGCAGGUAGUUCACGUUUGGACGACGACGAAGAGAAAGCGGGGCGUUUUUUGUUUGUUCGCGUUUUGAUGGAUGUGUUGUCUAGAAGAAGCGAGGUGAAAGAGGGGCACAAAGAGUUGACCGUUGAUGCCCCCCCCCAAAAAAAAAAAAAAAAAAACCUCCCCCCGCGCGCGUCUAAGCGUCGCGUUCGUCCGUGCAGCUAGCUCACUCGGCAUGGGUAGAGGAAAGAAAAAGUGGGCGUUAAGGCGAGAGAGGUUUUUGGUAGGUGGGGUUGCGUACCGUGCAUGUGUCGACGAAAAGAGCUGAUCGUUUCCGGUUCUUCGUUUUCCCACGGCAACCAACCCCGGCUGAUGACGUUGAUGUUUAGAAAGGGUAAGAGCGGUGGCACCGUGGAGAGACGGCUAUUGUUGUUUUUCAUGCAUAUCAUAGAGAGGGUGGCGAGGGGGGGGGGGGGGGGNNGGGGGGGGGGGGGGGGGGGGGGGGGGGGGGUACUUGUCUCGUCUGGUUUGGCGGUGGAGCGGGCGAAGAUCCCGUCGUGAUAUACCAGCCAGGGCUUGAGAGAAUAGACGGGUUCUAUUUUCUUGGAUGUUGUUUUGCUUGUUCGAGCAGAGGGGCAACCGGGAACCCCUGUGAAACGUUAUCAUCCCACCAACAGGUGCGUGCGCGUAUAGUUGAUAUUGGCAAGGUUUCAGGCGCUUGGCGGCCUCGGCUACAGGAGUCUGGUACGAGGAGGGGGGUUUCAUCCCGCGGGGCCCCCGCGAGAUGGAAAGAGCGACAAUGGCUCGUGGGAGUGGAGUCUUGUGUGCACUGCUGUGCUCGUGGAGUUCGCGCAACGGUGUCCAUCGCAAUCGUUCUUGUUUUAUCCCGUUGAGGUUGGCGGCCACUCUCGUUGUGGGGCUUCCCGUUAAGUUUGGUUUCGCCCUUUCGGGUUUUACCUGAGUUUGACAUGGCAGUUGUUGAUGUGGAUGGAUUGGGGUAGGAAGUGGAACAUAGUUAGACCAAUAGUAGACAUUAGCGUUACAUUUAUUGCAUUGACAUGUAGCUGUUGUCAGACGACGUCCAUAGGUGAACUGUACUUUCACUGUAGUGGUGAGAGCCAUGACGGUGUAGUGGGCUAUGGGAAGUGGUUCGGCUUGGCCGGGUGGCUUGGUGGACAAUUGGUUUUGGACAGGCGGAAGAGGCGUCGGGGAUGCGUUGCUGUUGUUGUUGGCGGCAGCUUGCUAUAACUACGUCGCGCGUUCCUUCCACCACAACUCGGCCUCUGGUGUCGGUAACAACUUUGGCAUCUGCACACACGCUGCGUAAAAGUAGUCCUGGUGCAUUAUUAUCGUCCUAUGGGUGUCGUCGAGGUGGCCGAUUCGAAUCUCACGCGGUGUCGCCUGACGCGGACCGUUUGACUGGACAAGAGAAAAUUUUGCAUGGCGUUUUGUUCGCCGGCAUUUUUUGCUUUUUUGCUCUGCACGUGAAUGCGGCGUUUGUGCUGUGUUUCGUCACGUGGACCUGAAAAACGACUUAUUGGUUUCGUCAC